Aspergillus luchuensis is the source of this 390-nucleotide messenger RNA. RefSeq lists its product as uncharacterized. NCBI's taxonomy places the organism in Eukaryota, Fungi, Ascomycota, Eurotiomycetes, Eurotiales, Aspergillaceae. The record is from RefSeq and is a predicted model, not a curated record. The transcript has a single exon. The coding region runs from base 1 to 390 and encodes 129 amino acids.
AUGGUUUCCAGCCCUGUCUCGACUACCAUCCAUUCGAACGUGUCCAUCAGCAGCUCCAACUUUAAUCCGGCUGCUACCAUCAGCUACUGCGAUGUCACCUUCAACUACACCCACACCGGUCGAAAUGACCGAGUGGCCCUCACUUACUGGCUGCCCGCCCCGGCUGAUUUCAAGAAUCGGUUCCUUACCACCGGUGGCGAGGCAUACGAGAUUAACGAGGGUUCCAGUACCUCUGGAUCCUUGCCCGGUGGUCUCAUGUAUGGAGCGGUUGCUAGCCUCACCGACGGUGGGUUCAAUGGUCAAUCCUUUGACGACGUCUUCCUUCUUGCCAAUGGCACUGUCGACUGGAAAAGCACUUCAUGUUCGGUUACCAAGGGAUCCAUGAGAUGA